Molecule: messenger RNA, 4954 nt
Organism: Lingula anatina
Lineage: Eukaryota; Metazoa; Brachiopoda; Lingulata; Lingulida; Lingulidae
Molecular function (GO): iron-sulfur cluster binding; catalytic activity
Source: RefSeq, a predicted model, not a curated record
CGUACGCGUUUAACGCCAACUGCGUCUACUACGUCAGCCAACCAGCUCUCUGCUGACCUGACAACAGCCACGAAAACUAAAGAAGGUAAUUUUUUCGCUGUUGUAUUUUGGUUUAUUUUCCGCAUAUUUAAUUAAAGAAGUCGAUACUUUAGUUUUUAUUAUUAUAUUACGGUUCAAUAGAGUGGUGUCGAACACCCGGUUUUAAGACAUUUUGUUUCGUAACAAAACGCUGUCAAUCUUGCUACAUAUCUUCAUCGAAGUUCGCAAACAAUUUGCAUAUACAUUUAAAAGAAAUAUCAAGAUGUUGGAUUGAAACUUAUCACAUAGAAAAUGUUAGUUAAAACGGAAAUAUCUCAAGAAACUAGGUGAAAUGCGUAGUGUAACUUCUUGAGAAGCUUCCUGGUGGAAUGAAACCGAGACUGGUAUUUGGUACAUAACCUUGUAACCAUGGUGAGGGCGCUUUCAUGGCACAAGAUAUAAAGUCAUAUCAUAUAUUUGUGAUGAAUAUUUUCACACUAAUUCGAUUAACGAUUUAAGUUGGGACGCUUAUUUCCCACGUUCAGAGAGAACAUUUUUUUUACAAGAUCUACAAGCGUUUUGAGGCGAAACAAAAAUUAAUAUGUUAGUCUCAAAGCUUAAUACACAUUCUGACAUCGGUUUGAGUUUUUGGCGAUUCUUGGAUGCUAUCUACGCAUCUUUUUAAAUCAUCAUCAAUUUAUUUGGUACUAAGAAUUGGGCAAUACUUCCACCCCUCUCCCUCACUUCUUUCGAUAGAUAGUAUGCAAAUUGUUGCAUUAAAUGUAUUGUUCAUUGACGCGUUUUUACAAUUUCCUUAAAAAUGAUGGCAGCUUGAUAUUUCCGAGCUAUUCAAAAUACUAUAUGCAAAAUUUUUUUUGUAGACCAUUUUUUAAUGCCGGUUGAACUGCUUGAAAGAAUUUUCCCUUUUCGCCAUACCGAUCAUGUUAUUGCGGGUGCAACAUCGAUGAGAUGUUAUUCUUUUUUUUUUCAUUCCAUCCUGUAAACAUUACGCAACUAAAUCAUAGCUUUAAUGUAGCACAAAAAAAAUCGCCCAUUUUCCCUUUAAAACGUUCCAGUUCUCUUUUUUCGUGUUACAACGCAUUAACGGUUAUCAGAAUAGAUCGUUGACAUUAAUGCUGGACAUCAUUUAAACUGCAGGACAUUCCUCUCCUUAGCCCCAUUCUUGUCAUUUUUGUGGUCAGACCAACAACGCGACGAAAACUGGGUCAAGUGGAUAAUUUUAUAUACAGACACAGUAUUGAAUGCACUGUAUAUUUACCCUGGUAUAACACAUAGGCCAGUCAAUAAACAACUUAGGUUGGAAAAAAUUGGGACAAAGGUUUUUCAACUGAUUCCGGUCCGUUGAAGGCCCAAUAUUGCCCCAAAAAAUUUCCCCCAUGAAUCCCCCCAUGGCAAAGUCUAUUUUUGGCCAAAAUCCAAAAUGGCCGCCAUUGAAUGGGGAGGGUCACCUUAACAAUUACAAUCCUGUUAACACAUUCCUUUUUUUCUGUCGCUAAUGUUGCAGCGGAUAGUAUAUAUUGUGCAACAAGUAAUUUUGCUGUAGUUUUCUGUUCUCUCGUCAAAGUAAUAAUCAGCAGGCAGUUUUGAAAAUGUUGAGCUAUAGUUUUGUUAAAUGCAAAAGUUUACUCCAGUGUGUUACUGAAAAGCGUUCCUGUUUUUCUAUUUGCCAUUGCUUUUAGUCUUUAUUUCCUUUUCUUGUCCACUGUCUGUAAAGGUGUCAGCUUUGCUGUGGAUUGCAUUCUGCCUUUUUUUCGUAAUGGCUGCAUUUAAUUUUAAAAACAACCCAUCAUUAGUUGGAUGCCCUAUAUAGUGGGAAAAAAGUGGAAGUGCUAAAUGACGGUGGAUUUAAGAAUCCGACCCAUACACAUGUAGGCAUUUGGCAAAAAAAAAAAAAAAAAAAAAAAAUGCAGUCCAAUCUGACACAUUGAAAUGUUAAGUACAGAAACAUAUUGUCAAUAUUCAAAUCAUGCAAUCGUUCAAACUGUAUGCGUAACGAUUUUGUGAGAAGUCCAUGGCCAUAUGUAAUGCUACUACGACUAUUGUAAAUUGCCAAACCUUAAUAGGAAAGACUGGACUAACUGUUGACAACAUUUAAAACACUUUUAAGACAUAUUUGUCACUGCAAAGAGGAAGUGCCACAAAUAAAAGAACUUGGAUAAGAAACCGGUACAAUAGUCAUUAUUGCAUCAGUAGAUACUGGCAAAUGGUAGGCCUACAAACUGCACUUUACCAACAAAAUAUGCUUGAUGCCCAAUGAUGAACUAUACCAUGCAUAAUAUGGGAGACAACAUUGUGUAAAACUUAUGUCUGCGCACUGUGCGUUGAGUUGUAGAGAAUUUCAAUAAUCUCAUACAUGUUUCCCAGAAUGAGACUCUCAGUGCAAGAACGCAAUAUUGGAAUGGAGAUAUUUUCAGAUGCAGCUGAUUCUCGAGAUUUCUCGAAGAAAAUCACAUGACCUUGGAGAUGAUAGUGCGGGGGCGACAGAUCAGAGAAUCAGGUUGGAAUUUCCGGCCGGAUUCUUAUGGCCUGCUCAGCAUCAACCGUAAUCAAUCAGUAGUCUGAAGAACUGUGAUUUCCAGAGAUACAGCCACGUGACUACAAGCUCUACAGCAAAAGUCACAUUCCGGGGAUUCUCAACACUUAUUUGGAGAAUCGGACCGAUCUUGACCCACUUUCGUACGUCGCGGCAGCAAGCGUGCUGCCCAUGCGCACUAACAACUACGUGGUAGAAGACCUCAUUGAUUGGUCCAGCGUUCCCAAUGAUCCCAUUUUCCAGUUGGUGUUCCCACAACCAGGUAUGCUGUCGGAGGAGGGUUUGGCGGACGUGCGCGACCUUCUACGACGUGGAGUGACCCGUACCGUUCUGAGAGAAACAGUGGAAAAACUAAGGGCGGAGCUUAAUCCACACCCAGCCAAUCAGAAAACUCUAAACGUACCACGAGUCAAUGGUCAAGAGCUUCCCGGCAUGCAACACAAGUAUCGGGAGACGGUCCUGUUCUUCCCUUCUGAAGGCCAGUUUUGCCAGGCUUUUUGCACUUACUGUUUCCGUUGGGCCCAGUUUACAUCUGUGGGCAGUCAACAACAGUUUCAGAGCACUGACGGGGACCUUCUCCGGGCAUACCUGCGCACGAACAAGUGUGUCAGCGAUGUGUUGUUCACUGGUGGCGAUCCCAUGGUAAUGACGGCUCGUCAAUGGCAGCGGUACCUUCUUCCCCUGAUCAAUGACCCGACACUGGACCACGUGGCCACUGUCCGCAUUGGCACCAAGUCCAUCGGCUACUGGCCAUACCGGUACAUCUCGGAUUCGGACUCCGACGACAUUCUGUGGUUGUUAGAAAGAGUGGUGAAAUCGGGUAAGCAUCUGGCCAUCAUGAGUCACUUCUCGCACCCGCGAGAGUUGAGCACUCCUGUCGCCCAGGAAGCCAUUAGACGUAUCCAGAUGACGGGCGCGACUAUCCGCGCACAGGCGCCACUGAUCAGACACGUGAACGACAACCCGCAGACGUGGGCGGAUAUGUGGCGGUUGCAAGUAAGACUUGGAAUCAUCCCCUACUACAUGUUCGUGGAACGAGACACGGGCGCAAAACAUUACUUCGAGGUUCCGUUAGCGGAGGCUGUGAAGAUCUACCAAGAGGCCUCGUCGAGCAUCUCCGGUAUCGGGAGAACGGUUCGGGGACCGUCGAUGUCAGCGUCCCCCGGGAAAUUGCACGUGCUGGGUACCGCCACGCUCCAAGGUGAGAAGGUCUUCGUGCUCAAGUUCUUACAAGGGCGGAAUCCUGCCUGGACGGAGAACCCAUUUUUUGCUCAGUACGAUCCCAAGGCAAGCUGGCUCAGCGACCUCAGACCGGCCUUCGGGGAAAAGAAGUUUUUCUUUGAAGACGAACUUGAAGAGAUAGAGCGCGCCGAGACGUCAUCAGGGGCGCUGUACCCGUACCCUGAGGGUAUGGAAUACAAAAACAUGAUGCUAUGAGCUCAUUUCAACUCUGUGUUGGGCGCUACUCGUCAUAGUGCGACAGAUGAAUCUGUGUAACAACGGACUUAUUUGUAAACAGGAGCAGUAUGAAUAAGACUGUAUGAACAAAAUGUAACAUAAUCAUUAUAAAUAACUGCUAUCACUCAUGUGUGAUGCCAUAUCAUUAUGGAUGACAAUCCUUUGUAUAGCUAAAGUACUUCAACUUUGUAUAUUCUAGAUUACAUGAUAAGCUCUUGUAUAACUACUAGACUGAAGUUUUGUAUAUCCUAAUUCACAUGACAAUUCUUUAUAUAGCCACCGGGCUGCAGUUUUGUCUCUGAGCUGCUGCUUUGUAUAUCGUAGAUAACAUGACGAUUGUUUAUAUUAAUAGAUACUAAGCUGCAGCUUUGUAUAUCCCAGAUCACCUGAUGAAUCUUUGAAUAUCCUAGAUCACAUUUUGGUUCCUCAUUCAGCUACAGGACUGCAGCCUUGUACAUCCUGGAUCACAUGAUCCUUGUAUAGCUGCAGGACUGCAGCCUUGUACAUCCUGGAUCACAUGACCCUUGUAUAGCUACAGGACUGCAGCCUUGUACAUCCUGGGUCACAUGAUCCUCGUUCAGCUACAGGACUUCAGCCUUGUACAUCCUGGAUCACUGCAGCUUAUAUACACUCGAUAACAGAGUGAAACAUUUUGUCCUUCUUUUCAUUAUUAACAGACAAACACAUACUACUGUUUCCAUAUCAUUUAUAUACAGUAUAUACAUACAUUAAAUCAUUAUGGAAGGGAUCUGUUCAGAGCAUACCUAUUGUUAAUAAAACAUUCCUCUCCAUAAUGUUGCCUUUUAUUUCUUCCUUCAGGCACCAAGUUCAUAAUUUCAUUUGUCAUGAUUUCACACUUUCUUUUUUUUUAUCCAAGGACUCAUCAUAUGUUAGUCCAGAGUUAAUUAAAAAAAAAAAAAAAAA